Messenger RNA from Phragmites australis (common reed), 566 nucleotides. RefSeq lists its product as uncharacterized. Bases 100 to 357 code for a protein of 85 amino acids. The record is from RefSeq and is a predicted model, not a curated record. NCBI's taxonomy places the organism in Eukaryota, Viridiplantae, Streptophyta, Magnoliopsida, Poales, Poaceae. The transcript has a single exon.
UCGAGUUGUAGAUUGCGAGAGAUUGAGGCUUGAAACCAAUUAGCAGCCAAAUUGUGUUGUAGCUUUGCGAGAGAGGUACAUCGAGCGUGGUGCAUAUCGAUGGGGAGAGGGAGGAAGUCCGUGCUUGCGUCCCUAUUUGGUUGGACGAAGAAGCAGGGCUCAGGCGGGAGGCAAGAGGAGGAGGCGGCGGCGGGGAGGCAGCAGCAGAUGUAUUACCAGGGCAGGAGGGUGCGGCCUAGCGACGACGACGAUUACUACGGCCGGCACUGGUACGCCGAGCGCGACAUCAACAGGAGGGCCUCUGAGUACAUCGAGAGGGUGCACCGCGGAAUGCUCGCCGACGAACAAGACGAGUAGGCCGGCCGGCGUCUGUGCGUGCGUGCGUGCGUGCAUGGAGACUCAUGCAUUUCCGGGGUCGCUGUUAGCCAUACAUGAAUAAGCAUGAUUCACUGUGCACUGUUGUGUGUGUGGUUGUUUAUUCGAUUGUUGGAUUGGUCGUGUUGUUUUGUUGUUUCUAUGUGUAAUACUGUAAUAAUCUAGUACUAAAUCCAGUGUGUGAUAAUUAA